Molecule: messenger RNA, 1679 nt
Organism: Dendrobium catenatum
Lineage: Eukaryota; Viridiplantae; Streptophyta; Magnoliopsida; Asparagales; Orchidaceae
Product: glucose-1-phosphate adenylyltransferase large subunit 3, chloroplastic/amyloplastic-like
Exons: 14
Coding region: 107-1645 (512 amino acids)
Biological process (GO): glycogen biosynthetic process
Molecular function (GO): glucose-1-phosphate adenylyltransferase activity
Source: RefSeq, a predicted model, not a curated record
CGCGGCAUUCCACAGAAUAAUCGUGACACAGAGAGCAGCAGAGCUCAGCAUUCAAAUAUCCUCCUUUCCGGCGAGAGCGAGAACACAAACACCUUGUAGGCCAUUCAUGGAGCUGUGCAUGAACGGCCGAGUGGUCGUCUCGGCGGCGGCCCCGCAGACGCACGCCGGCGCCGGGAGGUUCGCCGAUGGAGAGGCAAUGGGGCAGCGGCUUGACUUGUCGAGCUUCCGCCGUACGACUGAGCCGAUUUACCAGCGGCGGAAGCCAUCUCUACGGAUGUCACUCACCACCACCGACUUUGUAGCUGAGUGCAAGUUGCGGGAUUUGGAGUUGGAGAGAAGAGAUCCUCGGACAGUUGUGGCAGUCAUUUUAGGAGGUGGAGCAGGAACUCGUCUUUUCCCUCUAACAAGGCAAAGAGCUAAACCUGCGGUGUCCAUAGGAGGGGCAUAUCGAUUGAUCGAUAUUCCAAUGAGCAAUUGCAUUAAUAGUAGAAUCAACAAGGUGUAUAUUCUCACCCAGUUCAACUCUGCUUCACUUAACAGACAUCUUUCGAGGGCGUACAAUUUCAGCAAUGGCAUAAGCUUUGGGGAUGGUUUUGUUGAGGUACUAGCGGCCACUCAAACUUCUGGCGAGGCAGGAAAGAGAUGGUUUCAAGGUACUGCUGAUGCUGUUCGUCAAUUUCAUUGGUUAUUUGAGGAUGCCAAAGGAAAGGAAAUUGAGGAUGUACUCAUCCUCUCUGGUGAUCAUCUUUACCGUAUGGACUACAUGGACUUUGUUCAGAGUCAUAGACAAAGUGGUGCAGACAUUACGAUUUCUUGUGUGCCUAUGGAUGACAGCCGUGCAUCAGAUUUUGGUCUAAUGAAGAUAGACAACAAAGGAAGGGUCAUUGCAUUCAGUGAAAAACCUAAAGGAGAAGACUUAAAAGCAAUGGAAGUGGAUACUUCUGUCCUUGGUUUGUCACGAGAACAGGCAAAGAAGAAUCCAUAUAUUGCUUCAAUGGGGGUUUAUGUGUUCAAGAAGGAGAUACUAUUAAAUCUUUUAAGAUGGCGUUUUCCCACUGCAAAUGACUUUGGCUCUGAAAUAAUUCCAGCAUCAGCAAAAGAACAAUUUGUCAAGGCAUACCUUUUUAAUGAUUAUUGGGAGGAUAUUGGGACUCUAAAAUCUUUUUUUGAGGCAAAUCUUUCUCUUACCAGGGAUCCACCUAAUUUCAGCUUUUAUGAUGCGACAAAACCAAUAUAUACAUCUCGAAGAAAUUUACCUCCAACAGCAGUUGACAACAGCAAGAUUGUUGAUUCUAUUGUAUCCCAUGGAAGUUUCUUGAGCGACUGCUUGAUAGAACACAGCAUUAUCGGUAUCCGAUCCAGGAUAAACAGUAAUGUGCACUUAAAGGAUACUGUAAUGCUAGGUGCGGACUUCUAUGAAACAGAAGCAGAAGUCGCAGCAUUGCUCGCUGAAGGGAGAGUUCCUGUUGGAAUAGGAGAGAACACCAAGAUCAGAAAUUGUAUCAUAGAUAAGAAUGCAAGAAUUGGGAAGAAUGUGACAAUUUCAAACUCCCAAGUACGGUUUCUCUUCAGCACUAUAUCUGGGUCGAGUUUCCUAUUUAAACUUUUUACAAUGAUGAUUUCAAGUUCAUUGAAUUUGCUUUGAAAUGAAUAUAAUAUAAAUUCUGAUUGAUUAUCUA